AUGGAGCGAGCAUGCAUGCUGACGCCCAUUCAAGUUGUGCCGUCGAAGGAUUCCCGCACAGAGCUUCUGGCGUGGCUGAAUGAUCUGCUCCCGCACACAACUCCCGGUGGCCACACAAUUCCACCCAUUCGUAAAGUGGAACUCUGCGGCAACGGUGUGCCGUACGUACUUAUUCUGCCCUCGUUACUCCCGGUGCCGUACCCUCCGCUGAUGAGCAAGGCGAAGAUUCCCGCUAAGCACGAAUUCGAGUCCGUGACAAACCUGAAGCUAUUCUCGGAUGCGCUGCAGAGAAACGGCAUCCCAAGACCGGAUGUGCUGAAUGACGAAAUAGAUAAGCUCAUUAAAGGCGCCUACCAGGCGAACCUGCAACUCCUGCAGUGGUUCCGCGGUCUGUAUGAGGCGCUUUUAAUACGAGCAGGGGAACA
Trypanosoma grayi is the source of this 425-nucleotide messenger RNA. RefSeq names its product microtubule-associated protein, RP/EB family. Gene Ontology annotation, biological process: regulation of microtubule polymerization or depolymerization; protein localization to microtubule plus-end; spindle assembly. The annotation marks the transcript as partial. NCBI's taxonomy places the organism in Eukaryota, Euglenozoa, Kinetoplastea, Trypanosomatida, Trypanosomatidae. The record is from RefSeq and is a predicted model, not a curated record. Gene Ontology annotation, molecular function: microtubule plus-end binding. Gene Ontology annotation, cellular component: spindle midzone; microtubule organizing center; microtubule plus-end. The transcript has a single exon.